Oreochromis aureus is the source of this 1229-nucleotide messenger RNA. Its product is annotated as afadin- and alpha-actinin-binding protein-like. The record is from RefSeq and is a predicted model, not a curated record. Lineage: Eukaryota; Metazoa; Chordata; Actinopteri; Cichliformes; Cichlidae. Bases 78 to 1208 code for a protein of 376 amino acids. The transcript has 9 exons.
GACGGGGCUUAAGGAGACGGUCCGUUGCUAGCUACAUUGGAAAAAUACGUUGGAAAAUGCAAGAGCAGGCUGCGUAGAUGGAUCCUGUGGCAAACUUUGCCUUUCCUGAUGAUACAGAGACCAGUUUGUGUUGCACCUUCCACAAUUUGACUAGCACUCGGCAUGAACAGGAAAUGUAUAAGACUCUGCUGAGCUACUAUGACGCUCGCCAGAGAGAGCUCGUGCUGGAAAAUGCAGAGCUGAGAAAAGUGUUGCAGCAGAUAAAAAAAGACAUGGUGUCCAUUCUAAGUUCAAGAAAACCAGCCGUGAAAAGCAACAAACGUGAACACAGUGGCGUACAGGCCACAUCGGAGGAGGAAGAGGAAGAGGUGUUUGAUUCCAGUAAGGAAAGUGUAGAGCUUUAUUGCGUUCAUGCCCCGGAGAAACUGACCAACAGUAUUCGUCUCCAGUGGAGAAGACUUAAGAGCCACGUCGAAAGACUGGACAGCCAAGCAUCCUUGGUUCAGACGGUGGAAAGCAAAAACACUGAUGCUGUUCCACAAGAGACUCAGGAGGAAGAGAUGGACAGACUAAAGCUGGAGAUCCAGCAGUGCAAAGACUUUAUUCCAACACAGCAGCAGCUCCUACAGCAGCAGCUAAGCUCUCCAUGUGAUGAGGAAACCGCAUCCCUGCUAAGCAAUUGCUACAUGCUUCAAGAGAAGGAGCGCCUCAGGGAGGAGUGGAAGACUCUGGAGGAGCAGAGGAAGAUCUUUGAGAGGGAGAGGAAGAACUUUACAGAGGCAGCCAUCAGACUGAGCCACGAGAGGUGGGCCCUUGAGGAGGAUCGAGCAACAUGGCUCAAAGACCGGUUUUUAAACUUGAGUCCAUUUGCAGACUCAAAGAAAACCCCAUUGUUAAAAUCUAAAGGUGCCUUUUUGAUAUCAGCUGAAACAGAGGCGGCUGCGACGGUGGCUCCAGAAAAGCUCAUCAAAUGUCCUUCAGACACAGCCUCCCCCACACCCAGUGUGUCCCGCUCGCGUCAGCUUCCACCGCUGACCUGUAGCCCACGCUUUGCCUUAUCCCAGAAAACAGCUCAGUGCAACCAAAGACAAACGGGGAGCAUGCGGAGGAAUCGAUCAUCCAGCACCAACAGUGGGAGUACAGUGAGGACCACACACUCUCACAGGAGAAGAACAGCUUCAUCUGAAGCCAAAAACUCCCAUCACUGAAUUAAACGUAUCAUUAAUGUC